UUUCAAUUUAUGGGAACCCUUCUUCCCUCUCGAUUCUUCUCCGCACAACUCCGCCUGCCUCCUUGUCCGAUAAGAUGUACGCCGCGGUCGGCGGCCUCCCGCUUGUUCGCCAGCCCUUCGACGGGCCUUCCCUCUCAGCUGCCGCCCCCAAGACUGUACCUUCGUCCUGCCAGUUGCUACCGCUCCGAAUCAAGGCCCGCUCCUUCUUACGAAUCGCUUGCGUGGCGAAGCCCGCUGCCUCCGGAGGGAGCGGAGUCGAGAAAGAGGAGGCGCCUCGUGAGGAGAAGUUCGGGGAUGUUGACUCUCGCCAAGUCCGGAGGUCUGCUGACUGGAGGGCAGCAAGGGCUUAUAAAGAUAGUGGUGUUCUUUUUGAUGGAAAGAUUGAAGCCUUCAAUAAUGGGGGUCUGAUUAUUCGAUUUUAUUCACUUACUGGAUUUCUUCCAUUCCCUCUUCUGUCUCCAUACCAUUCAUGUAAAGAUCCAUCAAGAGCCAUUCAAGAUGUAGCAAAAGAUCUAGUAGGCUCAACGAUUUAUGUGAAGGUUACUGAAGCAAUUGAAGAGGAAAAGAAGCUCAUCUUUUCUGAGAAGGAUGCAUCUUGGUCAAAGUAUUCUAGUCAAAUAAAGGUUGGUGAUGUUUUUGAUGGAAUGGUGGAUUCCUUUGAAGAUUAUGGUGCAUUUGUUCACCUACGUUUCCCAGAUGGUAAUUAUAAUCUCACUGGACUUGUUCAUGUCACUGAGGUUUCCUGGGACUUGGUUCAAGAUGUGAGAGAUUUUCUAAAUGAAGGUGAUAUGGUGAAAGUCAAAAUAAUACAUAUUGAUAGAGAGAAAUCAAGGAUUAGUCUUUCAAUUAAGCAGCUGGAGGAUGAUCCUCUUAUGGAGACAUUGGACAAAGUAAAUUUUCAAGAUGGUGAACUUGUAUCUGAUAGGCUUAACAUGUCCUUGACCACGAACAUUGAGCCACUUCCUGGACUUGAGAGCAUUUGUAAAGAGCUACUACAGGAGGAUGGCAUAACUGAGGUACGAUUAGGGCGUCAAGGACUGGAGAAGCGCGUUGUCUCACAAGACUUGCAGCUUUGGCUUUCAAAUGCACCAGCAAAAGACAAGCACUUUACACUCCUUGCUAGAGCUGGAAGACAGGUCCAAGAGGUGUAUUUGACAACCACACUGGAUCAAGAUGGCAUAAAGAAGGCCGUACAGCGAGUGCUGGGUAGAGUUCCUUGAGGUUAAGUUGAUACGAAAGUUGGUGCUAUAAUUCACGAUUACUGGGUAUUUGACAAUCCUAUGAAAUAGGUUCAAUGUACACGAACAAAUGGAGGCAUCAGUUAUUUUGCCCUUUUCUUUAAUUUCGAAUCUAUGUGAAUUCAUUCGUCA
Zingiber officinale is the source of this 1370-nucleotide messenger RNA. Its product is annotated as 30S ribosomal protein S1 homolog. The record is from RefSeq and is a predicted model, not a curated record. The coding region runs from base 75 to 1220 and encodes 381 amino acids. The transcript is spliced from 10 exons. Lineage: Eukaryota; Viridiplantae; Streptophyta; Magnoliopsida; Zingiberales; Zingiberaceae. Gene Ontology annotation, molecular function: nucleic acid binding.